This is a messenger RNA of Meleagris gallopavo (turkey), 2317 nucleotides long. The record is from RefSeq and is a predicted model, not a curated record. Lineage: Eukaryota; Metazoa; Chordata; Aves; Galliformes; Phasianidae.
GUUUGCUUUUUUUCUCUUUUGGAAGACUCGUUCUUUGCUCAGUGUCUUUGAGGAAGAUGCAGGAACCCUCACUGAAUACACAAACCAGUUGCUUCAAGCAAUGCAGCGAGUCUACGGUGCUCAGAAUGAAAUGUGUCUUGCCACACAGCAGCUUUCGAAGCAGCUCCUUGCCUACGAGAAGCAGCAUUUUGCCUUAGGAAAAGGAGAUGAAGAAGUGAUAUCCACCCUUCAUUACUUUUCCAAAGUUGUGGAUGAGCUCAACGUUCUCCAUUCCGAAUUAGCAAAACAGCUUGCAGACACAAUGAUCCUCCCAAUCAUACAAUUUCGGGAGAAGGAUCUCACAGAAGUAAGCACGUUGAAGGAUCUUUUUGGCCUUGCCAGCACUGAACAUGACGUGUCCAUGGCAAAGUAUAGCAGGUUACCGAAAAGGAAAGAAAAUGAAAAGCAUAAGGCAGAAGUGGCAAAAGAAGUGGCGAAUGCAAGGAGAAAGCAGCAUCUUUCAUCUCUGCAAUAUUACUGUGCCCUGAAUGCUCUGCAGUACAGGAAGAGAGUGGCAAUGAUGGAACCUAUGCUAGGAUAUACACGAGGACAGAUCAACUUCUUUAAGAAAGGAGCGGAGAUGUUUUCCAAAAGAUUGGACAGCUUUUUGACAUCUGUUUCAGACAUGGUUCAGAGCAUACAGGGAGAGUUGGAUGCUGAAGCUGAAAAAAUGAGGAUAUCCCAGCAGGACUUAAUUUCAGUUAAUGAGUCUGUUUACACUCCAGACUCUGAUGUAACUUCACCUGCUAUCAAUAGGAAUCUCAUCCAGAAGGCUGGCUACCUUAAUCUUAGAAAUAAAACAGGGCUGGUGACUACAACUUGGGAAAGACUGUACUUCUUCACCCAAGGUGGCAACUUGAUGUGUCAGCCGAGGGGAGCAGUAGCUGGAGGAUUGAUUCAGGACCUGGACAACUGCUCUGUUAUGGCUGUGGACUGCGAAGACAGAAGAUACUGCUUUCAGAUCACUACUCCUACAGGCAAAACGGGUAUAACUCUUCAAGCAGAAAGCAGGAAGGAAUACGAGGAGUGGAUAUGUGCCAUCAACAACAUUUCCAGACAGAUCUAUCUCACCGACAAUCCAGAGGCAGCCGCAAUCAAGUUAAAUCAGACAGCCCUACAGGCAGUGACUCCCAUUACUAGCUUUGCAAAAAAACAUGAAGCUCACCAUCCCAGCCAGAAUGUAAAGAAUACAGAUAAUGGUAAAACAACUCCCAGUGAAUCAGUUGGCAUUCAGGACUCCACGCAACUUAUUGCUCUUGGAACACCAAUUCAGUUUGAUAUUGUACUGCCUGCCACAGAAUUCCUGGACCAGAACAGAGGUGGCAGGCGUGCAAAUCCAUUUGGGGAGUCUGAAGACGGUAGCAAAGAUGAGGAGGAAGAUUCACUCUUGCAGCAGAUGUUCGUCGUUCGGUUUUUAGGAUCCAUGGCUGUUCAGUCAGACAACACAAGCGAGGUGAUUUAUGAAGCCAUGAGACAAGUGUUAGCUGCUCGUGCGAUCCAUAACAUAUUCCGUAUGACUGAGUCUCAUCUCAUGGUCACCAGCAAGAACCUGAGAUUAAUAGAUCCUCAAACGCAAGUUACACGAGCCAGUUUUGAACUUGCCACUGUGACUCAGUUUGCUGCUCAUCAGGAUAACAAGAGACUGAUUGGUUUUGUGGUCCACCUCCGUGAGAUCCCAGGAGAAGAAUCCAUGAGUGCAUAUGUUUUUGAGAGCAACACAGAAGGAGAAAAGAUCUGCUAUGCCAUUAGCUUGGGAAAAGAAAUUGCAGAGGCCCAGAAGGUAAGCAUAGUGAUUCCUCACAGACCUGCUUGUUUUGCUGCAUGUUUUUCUGCUUUUUCCACUCAUUACUGUUUCACUUCUAAGUUAGAACUCCCAUUCUUUUCUCCUUUAGGGAGGGAAAAAAAAAUAAUGAAGGUUUUCCAUUUAGAAUAAAUGCCAAUGUUACCCAGCCUGUUGUAUGAACACAUUCAUGUAAAGAUGUGACACCACUGCAGUAGGGUUUCCUGCAUGUUUUCACCACUGCAACUAUAGAACAAGUUGUGGGAAUGAGCUUUUAGUCACGUUGCAGUAAGCACACUAAAUAAGAACUGGGUUUUUUAAUUUUUUUUCUCCUUGUUUGUCAGUAAUUAUAGCAGUGGCAGGUAAGAAAAGCAUAAGGCUCAAAAUAAUGACAUUUUUACUUACCUAAGAGUUGUUCUGCUGAAACGGAUUAUGUUUCAAAACCUUAAGCCAGAAUUAUUCCCAUUAAAACCUUUAGGUUAAAUCUUGUCAAAAGGA